Molecule: messenger RNA, 5638 nt
Organism: Amyelois transitella
Lineage: Eukaryota; Metazoa; Arthropoda; Insecta; Lepidoptera; Pyralidae
Gene: Sac1
Product: phosphatidylinositol-3-phosphatase SAC1
Exons: 14
Coding region: 99-1886 (595 amino acids)
Biological process (GO): phosphatidylinositol dephosphorylation
Cellular component (GO): endoplasmic reticulum
Molecular function (GO): phosphatidylinositol-4-phosphate phosphatase activity
Source: RefSeq, a predicted model, not a curated record
GUCAGUCAGUUGGUUUUAGAUUUCGGAGAACUCAUUCGAUUUUAUUUACUGCACUUUCAGAUUAAAUAAAAUUGUAUUAUUUAUAGAAAUCUUAAAUCAUGGCAGAUCGUAAAUUAAUUCACGACGAUAUAAAACUUUAUAUAACAGCAGAUAAGUUUUAUUUAGUGCCAAACAUCAAUCCUACUGAAGUUCUGGUAAUAGACAGAGUCACAGGGGAAGCCGCUGUGAAAGAUUUUGUAUCGGUGAAGAUUCCAAUACCGGAAAAUGUGUACAAACCAAUAUGCGGUUUUCUCGGCUCCAUAAAAUUGAUAUCGGGGCAUUAUCUUGUUGUUGCCAAGUACAGAAUUUUGAUUGGCAGGUUAAAUGGUCAUGAUAUUUACCAACUGGCCGGCACUGAUAUUAUCCCAUAUUCAAGGACAACAACGCAUCUCAACAGUAAGCAGAUUGAAGACAACAACACGUAUGAGCGUAUGCUGCGGUACGCUCUGGAGACGCCCGGUAUAUACUUCUCAUACGGAUACGAGCUCACUCACACUCUACAGCGGCUGCACUCAGUCUCAGCUGAUUUCCACAAGAUGUCGAUGGUGGCGCGCGCGGACCCUCGCUUCGUGUGGAACGGCCACCUUCUGAAGGACUUCUCACACGAACAGUUCCAGAACUUCGCGCUUCCAAUCAUACAAGGAUUCGUGUCAAUAAACAACGUGUCAGUGAAAGGUCACCAGCUGACGUGGGCGCUGGUGUCGCGCCGCUCUGUGCACAGAGCAGGCACCAGGUUCUUCAUGCGGGGAGUCGACCCUCAGGGGAACGUAGCGAACUUCGUUGAAACAGAACAGAUAAUAGAGAGAGGAGGUGAGAAAUCCUCGUUCGUUCAGACCCGAGGCUCCAUUCCGCUGUACUGGAGCCAGUACCCGAACCUCAAGUACAAGCCGGCCAUGGAGCUGGCGCACGAGGACCACGUGGCGGCGUACACCAAGCACCUGAUGGACCAGCAGCAGAGAUACGGCAACCAGGUGCUCGUCAAUUUGAUAGACCAGCGCGGCUCGGAAGAAGCCCUGGAGAGGGGUUACCGCGCCGCCGUGGCCGCCGCGGCGUUGCCCGGGGUCAGAUAUGAGCCGUUCGACUUUCACGCCGAGUGCAGGUCCAUGAGGUACCAUCGGCUGAACGUGCUCAUAGACAGAAUAGCUCAUGAGCAGACAGAAUUCGGCUACUUCCUCUCCCGCGGCGGGACCGUCCUCCUCCGUCAGACCGGGGUCUUCCGCACCAACUGUGUGGACUGUCUCGACAGAACCAACGUGGUGCAGAGUCUGCUGGCGCGGCUGCAGCUCAACGCGGCGCUGCAGCUGCUGGCCAUCACGGCCGGUGAAGAGCUUCAACCGGACUUCCAGCACUUGGUCAACAACGUAUGGGCGGACCAUGCAGACACAAUCUCGACGCAGUACUCGGGCACUGGGGCGCUGAAGACGGACUACACUCGCACCGGCAAGAGGACCUACAGAGGAGUACUGCAAGAUGGAAUCAAUUCCCUGACCAGAUACUACAAGAACAAUUUUAGCGAUGGAUUCAGACAGGAUUCAAUCGACUUAAUCCUGGGCAAGUACGCGGUCGCUGAUGGUGAAGACAGCACGGUGCGUUGUCCGCUCCGUCAGGCCAGGGACUGGAAGUACAUCACGUUCCCGUCUGUGUUACUGGUCGCGGUGUCGAUGUUCUGCGCGAGCGCAACUCUGCCGCAGCACUACACCAGCGAGGUGCUCGUGUACCUCAUGUUCUGGGGGGCCGCCGUGGGGGUCACUCUCAGUUACAUCAUGAAACACGGCCCCGAAUUCGUGGACUGGCCGCGUCUAGAAGCGGCCGGUUUGGCUCAGUCUCGCGCGCAGCCGUCCUUAUGAUCGAAGAAAUGCCGCACGUAAUUGUCGUUUAGCUGUCUCUUCAUACGCAAGCCACGGCGCGUAAGUUGACCCACGGUUACAUACAGGUGUCAGGUAUAUAGUUGGGUUUUGAAAGCUGAUAUUUUGGUAGUUAUAGCUUAUUCCGUAAUCGAGGGGUGUUGGGUACAUUAGGCUCAGGAUAUAACUGAGCUGCCUCCCUUUGACAACUGAAUGUUCGAGGCAGAAGUAUAUCCUAUGCUGACUGUACAUUAUUAGUUACCAUAAUUUUUUAUGGCAUAAUUUGUUCACAUAAUUUUUUUUAUCUUUCGUUUCGCAUACAAUUUUAAAUAGUAAAAAAUAUACGAAACGAUGAUUAUGCUUGAAAGUAGUCUACAAAUUAUACCAUAAAAAUUUUGGGGGUCACUUUGGGGGUGGGGUGAACACCAUUUGACUCCAAACCCCAUAAAAAAAGGAAUCAGCUUUCUGACAGUUACCAAAAGUACAACUAUCUCCUAUAUUCCUGAGAUACCUGCGUUGAUUUCCGCCAUUUUGGUUCAACUUAUAUUCCGGGUAUUGUGUAAUGUUACGUCCGAACACAUUGACUACAAAUUUGAAGUUAGGUUCAAUUUUUUAUAUUGAACAGCUUUUUCUAAUUUGUAUUCAAUAUUUAUAUUUAUCCAGAGCCAAAACUUAAUUGAUUUCGCUAGAAUUUUAGUGAGAAGUUGUUCAAAAUAACUGACUGAACCUAACGUUAAAACAUUUGAUUCAUUUUACGCAGAGUAUACAAGCGUUAGAUCGGCAAUAAAAAAGAGAAAGACUCCAGGUUUUCAGUAUGUUAGAGUGAGUAAAACUAUUGUCACCUAUGUUCUGUGUUAACUAAAAACUUUUUUUUUAAUUUAUUACCGGACGAAUUAACAGUAAAUUUUAUGUUUUUUUGACUCUUCAUACGAUUGACAAUCUAACGCAAGUAUAAUCAAUAGACAUCACAGAAAAUGUCGAUUGUUCUACAUGUAUCUUUAGCCAGCUACAAAUUCAAAUUUAGAAUUCGAAACAUAUGUAACAGUGCCUCAUAUACAUUUAUAUAUUCUGUUGCUGGAAUUCAAAAAAGUUUUAUAGUGUUGCAAAAACUUGUUAUACUAUGGGCCUAUGAGAUACCUGGGCCACUUCCCGCUUAAGGAAUGAUGACACAGGCAUCUCCUAGUUUGACUGUACCAACCUUUUACCUAGACGUACAGUGGUCUACAUAGAAAUACGCCUCGAAACCUACGGUAUCCUACAAAAGCAUCUUCUGUGCUUUUGCACCUAAAUGAAUUUUAGGUACGCAUCACAAGGUGGUACACUUUUCUAUGUGACACCCACUGUACGGAGAAACAAUAGAAUCAUUGUAUAAUGUAAGAAAUUAUAUGAAAUCAAAGUGCAAAGAACUUAUCUCUCCAAAGCAUUCGCAAUCUUAUAACCUGGUCAUAAGGUUUAAAAAAUGUUUUUUAAACUAUGUUAUUACGAUAUUUCUGUGAUUGGUCAAAUUUAUUGUCCAUUGUUAUUUUGUUCCGUACUUUUCAUUGUAUUUUAGGACUUAUGGUAUGGUUAAAGAAUGUUGCUUUCUUGACUGUAAAAAGCAGGGCCGUAUUUGGAGAUUAAAUGCCACAAAAGGAAAUAUAAUUAAUUAGAAAGGUAAAAUAGGUAUGAAACAUAAAUAUGUUUCCUUAUGCCUUAAAUAAUAAGAUCUAAAAAACGAAAUACACAUAUUAAAAAAAAUAAACGAAGGGUCAAUACAUAAAGCCCACCUCUAAAUCCGGCCCUGGUGAAACGUCAAUUUAGACACGUGAUUUCUGUGUGUGAAAUAUUGUUAAGGUUCAGACACACAAGAUAUUAAAAAACGAAUACGAUUGUUAAUAUUCAAGUCUUCAAGUUCGUCUAGCAUUAAUUGGUUCUAAUAGAAAAUUCAAGGAAAUAAUUGCAUUUAUUUAAGCCUAUGUGCUGUGGCGCAGUGGUCGUGUUGAUGUUCUGAGUCACAAGGGUUCGAUCCCCGGUCAGGUCAUGAUGAAAAACGGAAAUUUCAAUGAAAGAAAGGUCUUAGAUGUUAUCCAGUGUGUCUGGCCUGAAUGUCAUGCAUUUCUCCCGUAUUGGGUCCCACAAAGUUAAUGGCUUAUUCAUCAUUUCAGACGAAAUUUUUCUGCGCAAUUGUCGUUUCGCAUUACGUUUUGCACAUUAAAAUUUAAUAUAAUCUGUGCGCUUGACAUUUUUGAGACCCAAUAUGGACCCAAAGGUCAUCAUUCCAUUAGGGACCUUUUAGGUCCGGUAGUCAAUUUCCGUGGAACAAAGCGUGGUUGUUUUUUUUUAUAUUUACAGCCACCUGUACAGAAACAUUGCCCCAUAUUACUUUCCAAAACUAUAGGUGGGUCAAGUUUAUUUGCAGGCGACUGUACUAGUAUGAUGUUUCACACUAGCGUGUGAAAUUAUUUACAGAAGACACACACAAAUUACGUCUUUAUACCUCACGGAAUAGACAGAGCCAAUAUUCACAAGACUCAAAGGCCACGUUUAGUAAGAUGGAUCAAUCAUGGAUAGAAUUACUAGUCUACACUGUGAGUGAAGCAUUGAAGAAUGUUUUUAACCUAAAUUCUAGGUAAAUGUAUAGAUUCCAGCUCUAAAUCCCUUAAACGAAGACACAUUUCGUGAAUCUCGUUCUUUUUCUACUGUGUGAUGGCACUUAAAAUUUAAUUUCCUUGAGUAUUUACUUUAUAGCUAAUGGGUUUUUUGACAAAUUACAUUGACUUUGAAUAAUAGGCGUAGAUAAUAUGUACAAAUCUUUAUCUCACUAUUUCUAAUGAGGAUACAGUGUAAUUAGAUAAUUACCGAUAGCAUUUUGUGCUGGUGGCUACAAAACUCCUGCUUAUUUUUUCUUUUAAUAAGAUGAAAAUUUAUUGAAAGAAAAAAUAAGAAUAUAAAAAAAAAUUAUAAGAAGAAACUUGGGAUUGCUCUUCGAGGGGUUAGGCUAUCAAUCUAUCACUAUAUGAAUCUCAAUUCUAUCAUUAAGCCAAAUAGCUGAACGUGGCCAUUCAGUCUUUUCAAGACUGUUGGCUCUGUCUACCCCGCAAGGGAUAUAGACGUGACGUGAUAUAGAUAUAAUAUGGAGAUGGCAAACGACAAAACGGACGGCUUUUAAUGUUUUAAAUGUAGAAAUGACAUUGCUUUGUUUUUUAUUUUUUAAUGUGAAAAAGUUCUUUUUUCAAAUACUUUUUAUUGAAAUAAUCUUAAAAUUAAUUACUAAGUAUUUGUAUAUGUGAAUUUUGUACGUAUAUUUUUAAUGUUAUUUCUUUAUUUAUAAAUUGGCCAAAAUGUAAAUUGGCUUACUUGUGUACACAUAGAUAUCAUUAAUAUGCAUUAAUCUUUGAUAGUUUUUUUUUUAUUUUGUUAAUAUAGUACACAUGGAAGUACCUACAUACAAACUGAAAACUAAAAUUUUAAUAAAAAUGUCCGAAUGAAAAAUGAAAAUCCGUCCUAUCUCUUUCUAACUAAGUCAAUUAGAAAGAGACGGAUCUAAAAAUUCCUAGGUAUUUUUUUCCUUUCUGGAUUUUGUGUCAGUGUAAUUAUUGUGUACUUCCGUGGUUGAAUCUUGUAAAUAUUCGUUAGUUAAAUUAGCAAUGUUGUUUCUACACAAAUAAACCUUGUUGAUAUAUUGUAUUUCUUUAUGUGAUUGGAUAAUUAUUAUUGAUAAUUUAAUGAUAGUUUUACGGAAAGGAUUAUUUAACUUCAAUAAAGCGUCAAUCGAA